AUGGCAGAGGAAGCAGACGGGUCACACUGCAUAUAUGAAGAGAGAGAGGAGAAUAUGGUGUCUCCAAAAGAUGAGAAACAAACAAGGAGAGUUGCAAGGUUCCUCAAGCCAUGUGCCCUGAAUUUCAACAAAGCAGUGGCACCUCCAAGCACCCCAUUGUUGUGUGAAGUCUUGGAUCACAAUCUUCAGCAAUGGCCCUCUAGGGUUCUCUUCAAAGGCUGGAAGAUGCCCCAGGCAAAAUGGGAUGAAUGGGUUAACAGGCUUGCAGGUGAGUGCUGUUCUAUUUGGAACCAGGCAGGGAUUUGUGAUGCUAUUUUGAGUUCUAGAUAUGAGAUUAGGUGUACCAACAAGAAUAUCCUACUUGGGUUAGUGGAGUUUUGGUCUUCAGAGACCAACACCUUUGUUUUCCCUUGGGGGGAAGCAACUUUUACCCUUGAAGAUAUGAUGGUUCUUGGUGGAUUUUCAGUCCUUGGGAGGCCUGUGACAAGGCCUGUUAUUGGGUUGUUGGUGGAAAUUGUGGAGGAGAUGGAGAAGAAGAGAGUAGAGAUUUCGAGGACCAAGGUGAAAAAAGCCUGCCAAUUUGUUUGGAUCAAGCAUUUCAUGGAGCUGCAAAAUGAGUACAAAUAUGAACAUGUAGCAUUUCUGUCAUUGUGGUUGGCAAGGUUUGUUUUUCCUUCUCUUCCUGAAGCUUGCAUAGGGAGGCAUGUUUUUCCCAUUGCAGCACAGUUGUCACAGGGGACGAGGCUUGCUCUUGCCCCUGCUGUCCUUUCAGGUCUUUACAAAGACCUAAGCUUGUUGAAGAAACAAGCACUUUCUUGUAGGGAGGAGAUUUCUGUUCCUGGUCCAUUUCAGCUUUUGCAGUUAUGGGCUUUGGAGAGGUUUCAACCCCUACUAAAGAAUUCCCCAAAUGCUCUGAAACCUGGGGAGACUCGGGCUGCCCGGUGGCACAGAUUACCUUCUGGAGCAAUUAGUCUUCCUCUUGUAAGAACUGUUCUUAAGUUGCAAGAGAAUUUUCAAUGGCGUCCUUAUGCUGCUGAUUUGAUCAAUUGGAACCAUUCGUCGUAUUAUAUGAAGAACAAACCGUCAUUUUUUCAUAGUGCUAAGCACUCAGAUGAGAAUUUACGAUCUUAUAUUAGAUGCUUGUGCACUUCUGAGUUGGUUGGAGUAGAGCCUUGUAAAGAGAAGUAUUUUCCAAACCGCGUGGCAAUGCAAUUUGGAAUGGAUCAAGACCUUCCUGGUGAAUUUUCAAAACUGUAUUUUGCCCCAGGUACCAAUGUUGGUUUCUUUGUCCCUCCAAGGUCCUUUGAGCCGAGUGUAUCAGCUAGGUACUUGCAUUGGUGGAAAAUAUCUAAGUCUGCUCGCGCAGAUACAAUCAAGAAACAUGUCAAAGUGGCAAUACAGAAGAUUGAAAAGUAUAAUGCCUCCAUCGCGGAGAGGAAUGUUCCGAUGCAUAAGGCAUCACCACAAACUUUGGAGAGGUCUAAACCUGAAGAGAGCCGCUCCUAUGUGAUUCCUGAGGUCCCCGGAAAAUCCAAUCAUACUGUACAGAGAAAGGCCUCAGCUACUCCUCAAUUUCCUAAGCAGGACAAGAAUGUGAAGAAACGGAAGUCGGCCACAACAACUGAAGGGCCUGCUAAGAAAAUAAAUGCGGGUGAUUUUGCUAAAAAUGUGGUGAAGAUUGCUAAGAAAGGGAGGAAGGGUAGUGAUAAUAAGGCAAGGAUAGAAGUUAGUGUACCUUUCAGGAUGGAGCACAAGCAUAAAAUUGAACCUAAAGUAUCAGGAAAAGAUGCUGCAAGAGAAGGGAAGAAAGCAAUGGCUAAAGGAUCUCAAAAAAACCGUAUGGGGGCUGAUGACCCUCAAAGAAUGCCUAAAGGGUUUCUCAAGAACCCGGUAGUGGUUGAUGACCGUAUGGUGAAUGCUACAAAUCAAACUCAGGGAAUUGGAUUACUAAUGAGGGUUCAGAAUAUUGAGAAAAUUUUGGGGGUAAAAACUUGA
Prunus dulcis (almond) is the source of this 1995-nucleotide messenger RNA. RefSeq lists its product as uncharacterized. The transcript has 2 exons. NCBI's taxonomy places the organism in Eukaryota, Viridiplantae, Streptophyta, Magnoliopsida, Rosales, Rosaceae. The record is from RefSeq and is a predicted model, not a curated record. The coding region runs from base 1 to 1995 and encodes 664 amino acids. Gene Ontology annotation, biological process: meristem maintenance; meristem development.